AUGAUUGGCACAGACGUUUCUUGUUCAACCCCCACACGGCUCCGCGGUCGGCCACCUCUGAUCUCUAAUGCUCUUCUUGAUUUAAACUUUCCCUCUCUGUUCAAUUCAACAUCCGCUUCAACCUUCAUUUUCCACCAUGUUUGUGCCGCUAUUGUCUUCUCCGAUCUUGCACCGUUCACCUCCUCUUCUUCGAUUUUGAACAAAGACGGUGCUACCUUCACUCACUUAUCUGCAUCUCCGAGCCACACGCCAUCGUACAUCGUCCGUUCACGGCUUCGCCAUUCUUCGUCAUUGUUGAACUCAACCUACCGGCGAGAGGUCCGGUAUUCUUUCAACGGUGUCGACGUCGAAAGAAAUCUAGAGAAUCCUCAUUUUCCAGUGAUGAAGCAGAGAAUAGGGAGUAUUGGUGAUGGAGUGACGCGAGGAAGGUGCAGAGAAAAUGGUGGAGGUUGA
Molecule: messenger RNA, 453 nt
Organism: Vicia faba (fava bean)
Lineage: Eukaryota; Viridiplantae; Streptophyta; Magnoliopsida; Fabales; Fabaceae
Source: the annotation of a GenBank genome assembly